UCAUGAUUUUCAAUUCUGAAAUCUCAGGCCAAUAACAACAUACAACAUCCCCAGUUGUAACUGGAGGUAGUGUUAUUGCUUUGGUUUACAAUGGAGGAGUAAUUGUUGGGACAGAUACUCUAUGUAGUUAUGGAAGUAUGGCAGCAUUCAAGUAUGAAAUGAGAUUAAUAAAUUUAGAAAUGUUUAAAAGAUUGCAUAAAUAUCCAAAAACACAAUCUAUGCAUCCAGUGGUGAAUUUUCUGAUUUCUAAUAAGUGGUGAAGGAAUUAGCAAAAAUUGAUAGAUCAGCCUUAUAAUAUGAUGAUGGAGUUCAUCCUUCACCUAAAGAUUAUGGUAAUUUCUUAGCAAGAUUGUCAUAUAAAAAAAGAUGCAAAAUAAAUCCAUUGUAUUUAUAGAAUGUUGUAGCUGUAUUAAAUUCUCAAAAUUUAGGGAUUCCAUAAUGGGGAAAGAUAUUUAGCACUUGUUGAUAUUUAUGGUACCUAUUUAGAAUCAAACUUUAUUACAACUGGAUUUGCAAGUUACUUCUGUAAAGCUAUCAUAAGUAAUUAUUGGAAUGAGAAUUGUACUCUUGAUUAAGCAAAAUAAGUAAUUAGAGAAUGUUUUAAAGUAUCAAUAGUUUAUAUUAUUAGGUGUUAUUCUGUAGAGAUUGUAGAGCUCAUGAUGUUAUAUAAUUGGCAUAUGUAGAUGAAUAAGGUACACAUAUUGAAGAACAAGAGAGAGUAGAUACAAAAUGGGACUUUAAUGGAUUCAAAUUUAGGGCAAAUGAGAAAUUACACACAUAAUGAAC
Paramecium pentaurelia is the source of this 786-nucleotide messenger RNA. The record is from the annotation of a GenBank genome assembly. Lineage: Eukaryota; Ciliophora; Oligohymenophorea; Peniculida; Parameciidae.